AUGUCGGAAAAGGAGUACAAACAGAAGUAUGAUGGAAAACUUAACAAGUCAUCAACAGUGUUAAGAACAUACACCGGUCAGCUUUUACCAGUUGUCGGAGAAAAAUCUGUUACUGUACAGUAUGGAGACCAACAUCUAUCGCUACCAUUACUUGUUGUCAAAGCUGAUGGACCAGCAUUGCUGGGUAGGAACUGGUUAAGUCAAUUAAAACUUAAUUGGCAGUCCAUCAAGUACACCAUCCAUGAUAACUUGGAGAAGGAAAUCUUCCAGAAAUACAAGGUUUUCAAUGAAGAGCUUGGUACUGUGAAAGGUGUAACUGCGACACUUCGAUUGAAAGAUAACUGUACACCAAAGUUUUUCAAACCAAGGCCCGUGCCUUUUGCUCUAAAGGACAAGAUUGGUGAAGAGCUUGAACGCUUGGAAAAGGCCGGUAUUCUCAGAAAAGUGGAGAGUUCUGAUUGGGGCACUCCUAUUGUACCAGUGUUGAAGCCUGAUGGAUCUGUGAGGAUAUGUGGGGACUAUAAAGUCACUAUCAAUCCCUACUUGGAUGUUCCAGAAUAUCCUUUACCCACAAGUGAAGAGUUGUUUGCAAAGUUGAAUGGUGGUGAACAGUUCUCAAAACUUGAUUUGACUAGUGUGUAUCAACAAGUACUCUUAGACGAGGAGUCGCGAAACCUUGUAACCAUAAACACACACCAAGGUUUGUACCAGUAUACGCGUCUUCCAUUUGGAGUUGCGGCUGCACCAGCUAUUUUUCAACGCACAAUGGAUCAAGUCCUGCAAGGAAUUGAAGGUGUCGGAUGCAUAUUAGAUGAUAUUCUAAUUACGGGGAAAUCUGACGUGGAACACCGUCACAAUCUUCAUACGACACUACAGCGACUUGAAAAUUUCGGUAUACGACUACGGAAAGACAAAUGUUUUUUCCUUCGCGAUGAAGUAGAAUAUUUCGCGUUCAAAGUCAACAAAGAAGGUAUCCACCCUUCACCGAGAAAAGUGGAAGCCAUUUUGAAAUUGGCUGAUCCUCAGAAUAAGCGUGAACUUCAAUCUUGGCUCGGUAUUGUGAAUUAUUACCGGAAAUUCAUUCCCAACAUGGCGACUGUCCUUGAGCCUCUUACUCAUUUGCUUGCCAAUGAUGUUGAAUGGCAAUGGAGCCCAACAUGUGCGAAUGCGUGGGAGACUAUCAAGAAACUUUUGGUUUCAUCUGAAGUUAUGGUACAUUAUGACCAAAAGAAACCAUUGACGUUAGCUGUCGAUGCUUCAUCAUAUGGACUUGGAGCUGUUAUCUCGCACACCAUUGGGUCGAACGACAAACCCAUAGCGUAUGUUUCGCGCACCUUGACAUCUGCGGAAAGGAAUUAUUCGCAGAUAGAAAAAGAAGCGUUAGCGAUUAUCUUUGGAAUUCAACGGUUUCACCAGUAUCUGUACGGGCGACGUUUUACCCUAUUGACGGACCAUAAACCGCUGACAACUAUAUUGGGACCAAAGAAGGGCAUUCCGGUUUUGGCCGCGUCUCGAUUGCAAAGAUGGGCGAUACAGUUAUCCGCGUACCAGUUCGACAUAAAGUUUCGUUCAACGGAUAAAAACGGAAAUGCUGAUGUGUUAUCACGUUUUCCUAUGAAAGAGGAGGAAAGUGGAGUUGACGACAACUAUGUGUUCUAUGAGGAAGCUCAGUUAGUGAACAAAAUGCAAGUUAACAGCUUACCUGUUACUGCUACGCGUAUCGUUGCGGCAACAAAAGGAGAUACAACUUUGGCACGCGUAAUGGAAUUUACCCGAAGUGGAUGGCCAAAUGUGGAAAUGGGAGAUGAACUUAAACCAUAUCACCGAAUUCGUGAUGAACUGACCAUGGAGGAAGGAUGCUUACUCCGAGGAGUACGAGUAAUCAUUCCGAACCAAUAUCAAAGUGAAAUAUUAGAUGAACUGCAUAGCAACCAUCCAGGAAUUGUUAGAAUGAAAUCCCUGGCUCGGUUACAUGCAUGGUGGCCAAACAUGGAUGUGGAUAUUGAACGGAAAGUGUCGGGCUGUGAGGCAUGUCAGAAAGUACUACCAAAUGCACCGAAAUCUCCUGCAAACCCUUGGAGAUGGCCGUCGGCACCAUGGAACCGUAUUCAUAUUGAUUUUGCUGGACCAUUUAUGAGUGAAAUGUUCAUGGUAGUGGUCGAUGCACAUUCAAAGUGGUUAGAUGUGAUACGCAUGUCUUCCACGACCACAGCCAGUACUAUCAACGCGUUGAGGUUUCUAUUCGCGUCGUAUGGUUUACCCAAAGAACUAGUUUCAGAUAAUGGACCGCAAUUUACUGCAGCAGAGUUUGCCACAUUCUUGAAAGAAAAUGGAGUACGUCAUAUACUUUCUGCACCUUAUCACCCCAGCUCAAACGGCGAGGCAGAGAGAGCUGUACGUACAUUCAAGCAAGCUAUGAAAUCCCUGGUUCAGUCAGAUAGUAGUCUGAACCAGAAACUUGCUUCGUUUUUGUUGUCGUACCGUACAACACCACACAGUCUCACCAAGACUCCACCCAGUGAACUAUUCUUGGGAAGGAAGUUGAGGACCAGGUUGGAUAUAAUGCGUCCGGAUCUUUCUGGGAAAAUUCAACAAAAGACUACACCAACAGAGUCAAAAACACGAUUGUUCGAAAUUGGUGACAUUGUCAUUACUCGCGACUACCGUGGAAACCCACGGAAACCUUCAUGGAUCAAAGGUAUUGUUAUCCGCAAGCUAGGACCAAUGACAUAUACCAUUCAGGUGGACAACCUGAUAUGGAAAAGACAUGUGGAUCAAAUACGUACAUGUGAUCCAGCUUGUAACUUUGAACCAAGAGAGCAAGCAGUUCCAGACACUCAAAAUUCUCUGGGCAGUCUCCCAGGUAUCUUACCUAAUCCAACCAUUGGUACUCAGAGGAUUCCUUCAGCGGAUUGUCCAAUUCGGAUUCAAACCAGUGAAGUAGCUACUACUACACCAGAGACUGAUCAGACUGAUCAGACUGAUCCAUCGACCAAUGUGACACAUGAACAUCGCUAUCCGCGUCGUGAUAUAAUCAAACCAUCGCGUCUGAUUGAAAACUGUUAA
Pecten maximus is the source of this 3066-nucleotide messenger RNA. RefSeq lists its product as uncharacterized. Gene Ontology annotation, biological process: DNA integration. Gene Ontology annotation, molecular function: nucleic acid binding. The record is from RefSeq and is a predicted model, not a curated record. The transcript has a single exon. Lineage: Eukaryota; Metazoa; Mollusca; Bivalvia; Pectinida; Pectinidae. Bases 1 to 3066 code for a protein of 1021 amino acids.